CAUGACACUGACCUCAUUUCUUAUCUAUAUGUGAACACAAUAUUAUAAUUUUAGCAAUUUUUAUGAAGUAUUGCUCUAAUGAGAAUAGAAGAGAAAAUGUUUCUGGUGUAUAUAAUACUCAGUGUUAUUCUAUUUGGGAUGGCAAAGACUGAAACUGAAACAGAAGCUGCUAUUCUAAAACGGUUGGAUGUGUAUGAAGGUGUAAUUCAAGAGCUUCUGCUUAAAGUGGAUACUCUAUCUUCACAAGACCAACUUCAGAAAAUGCAAAUUGCAAGCUUGGAGAAUAAGAUGCAGGUCCAACAUGAACGUACCAUCCAUUUGGAAAAUCUAAUUAGGCGACUAAGUGUGAACCAUAGAAAGAGAAUGCAAAUAAGAGGAAAAAAGGCAACUGUUCAAGCCGAAGUGGAAACCGAUACCAUCAGAGGAAGUGGCCAACAAAUAAAUAGGAUAAGGAGACAAGAACCUGAAACACAAGUCGCUUUUUUCGCAAAGAUGGGCAAACAUUUGGAACAUGCUGGCAUUCAUCAACCAUUUAUUUUUGAAAAUGCUGUUACAAAUAUUGGAAACGGAUACAAUCCGCAUCUAGGAUCAUUUGUUGCUCCAGUAUCAGGAACAUACGUGUUCUCUACGACGCUUGUUUCAUUAUUCCAUGUCAGUGGCUAUGCUCAAUUUGUAAAAAAUGGAAAAGCAAUCACAAAUAUGUACGUAAGUGGUGUAGAGUCCGGAAAUGAUACCACAGCCCAAACUAUUGUUCUUCAGCUUCAAAAAGGAGAUGAUAUAACAAUACAAAACCUGAUGUCUGACAAGUCGUUCUAUGGUCAUGGACAUAGCAUCUUUUCUGGAUUUUUGUUGUAUGAAAACUAUUCUUCAAGUCCUAUCGUUGGGAAAUAAUAUAAUGAGUACAAUAAAUGUAAGCAAGUAAUAAGAUGCCUUAUCAUUUUAUCCACACUCUAUAAAAAUGAUAUUCAACAUUCCAAAAAAAUGGUUUGUAGAAUAAAUGAAAAUAUGCAUAAAAUUUAUAUGUUAUCUUUCCGUCUUUUAACAUUCAUUCAACACACACUUUUACAUAUACAUGUAUGCAGAUAUGCACAUUUUCAAUAUGUGUUUACUGCAACUGACUGAGUAUCUAAUGCUUAAUUUAGGAACCAGCAUUUUCAUGAACAUAUGUGUGGAAGUGUUCGAUCUUGCAUAACAAGGGAACCAAAAUUUUAUAUACGUCAUAUUUCAGUGGUUACACUACUACCCGACUGUAGGCCCUCCUAACGCGCUUAUAUCAGUUGUUCUUUAGGAAACAAAUCAAAGUAUGAUGGAUUUGACUCAAUUUCAGAGAGGGUGUGGCAAAGUUUCCAAGUCAUAUUACGUCAAAUGUGACACUCGUCCAGGUUUUUUAACUGCGGUGUUGUCAUGCGAUAUAAAUGCAAUAAUAAGUUUUUAUUUUUAUUGGCGAUAACCAUCAUCAUAUUCAAAUAUCUUUUUCUUCGUCUUAUUCUUAUAAGGCCCAUGUGUUCCAUUUUGUCGUUUCAGUUCUGCGUCAUAACAACGUUAUCAAAAUAUCAUCUAUUGAAACGUCCGUGUUAAGAAACAUAUCACUCGCAUUUUGGUAUAUUUUUGGUAACCAAUUAAGAUACAUUCAUUUUGCACGUUUCUGCUCAGGAUGCAGAGCAUUGGGUACCCACCUUUAGGCAAU
Messenger RNA from Ruditapes philippinarum (Manila clam), 1687 nucleotides. RefSeq names its product multimerin-2-like. The transcript has 3 exons. Bases 79 to 891 code for a protein of 270 amino acids. Gene Ontology annotation, molecular function: protein binding. Lineage: Eukaryota; Metazoa; Mollusca; Bivalvia; Venerida; Veneridae. The record is from RefSeq and is a predicted model, not a curated record.